UCUAUCGGAUGUCGCGUCCCCGCUGACCGGAUAGUGUUUGUGGAGAAGAAGUUUUGUUUGCGACUUUUUCCCCCCCCGUCCGCCUCGGCUCCACUUCUUCCAAAAACGCGACAUGUUUUCGGUGUGAAUUCACACCGCGUCGGUGUUUACCGUAACUCUCCGCCCUUUGAUAGUCGCGUCACCACUCCCGUCGACACUCAUCUACGCGGGCUAGCUAACGUUAGCCUCCGCUUGACUCUUUUUCUAGCCGCUUGUGUGGAGCCUCAGCCGGGCCGGAGAAGCCAUGGGGAACCGGGGCAUGGAAGACCUGAUUCCCCUCAUCAACAAGCUCCAGGACGCCUUCAGCUCCAUCGGGCAGAGCUGCAACUUGGACCUUCCUCAGAUCGCCGUGGUCGGCGGGCAGAGUGCCGGGAAGAGCUCCGUGUUGGAGAAUUUCGUGGGCAGGGACUUUCUUCCGAGAGGAUCAGGCAUUGUUACCCGCAGACCUCUCAUUUUGCAGCUGGUCAACAAUAAAGCAGAAUAUGCUGAAUUUCUGCACUGCAAGGCAAAGAAGUUUGUGGAUUUUGACGAGGUGCGCUCAGAAAUCGAGGCGGAGACGGAAAGGAUAACAGGCUCCAACAAGGGAAUCUCUCCCAUCCCAAUUAACUUGAGGGUCUACUCUCCAAAUGUUUUGAACUUGACCCUGAUCGAUCUUCCGGGAAUGACUAAAGUGGCUGUGGGAGACCAGCCGGUAGACAUCGAGCACCAGAUCCGGGACAUGCUCAUGCAGUUCAUCACCAAGGAAAGCUGUCUGAUCCUGGCUGUCACGCCGGCCAACACCGACUUGGCCAACUCGGACGCCCUAAAGAUUGCCAAGGAGGUGGACCCCCAGGGGUUGCGCACCAUUGGUGUCAUCACUAAACUGGACCUGAUGGAUGAAGGCACGGACGCAAAGGACAUCCUUGAAAAUAAACUAUUGCCACUGCGGAGAGGUUACAUUGGUGUGGUGAACAGAAGUCAGAAGGACAUUGACGGCAAGAAGGACAUCCGCGCUGCUCUGGCGGCCGAGAGAAAGUUCUUCCUUUCCCACCCUGCCUACAGGCACAUGGCGGAGCGAAUGGGCACGCCGCAUCUACAAAAGGCUCUCAACCAGCAACUGACCAAUCACAUCAGAGACACACUUCCUGGUCUGCGCAGCAAGCUGCAGAGUCAGCUCCUUUCCCUGGAAAAGGAAGUGGAUGAGUACAAGAAUUUCAGCCCAGAUGACCCGACACGCAAGACCAAGGCUCUGUUGCAGAUGGUGCAGCAGUUUGGCGUGGAUUUUGAGAAGCGUAUCGAAGGCUCCGGAGACCAGGUGGACACCAACGAGCUGUCUGGUGGCGCCAAGAUCAACCGCAUCUUUCACGAGCGCUUCCCGUUUGAACUGGUCAAGAUUGUGUUUGAUGAGAAGGAGCUGCGGCGAGAAAUCAGUCACGCAAUCAAGAACGUUCACGGUGUGAGAACGGGGCUCUUCACCCCCGACCUGGCCUUCGAGGCCAUAGUCAAAAAGCAGAUCCUCAAACUCAAAGCGCCCAGCCUCAAAUGUGUGGACCUGGUGGUGUCCGAGCUCACCGCGCUGGCCAUGAAGUGUGCCGCUAAGCUCAAUUCCUACCCGAGACUGCGAGAGGAGACGGAGAGGAUUGUGACCACCUACAUUAGGGAAAGGGAAGGAAAGAGCAAAGACCAGGUUCUGCUGCUGAUUGACAUUGAGCUGUCCUACAUCAACACCAACCAUGAGGAUUUCAUUGGCUUUGCUAAUGCACAGCAGAGGAGCAUAGUGGCCAACAAGAAGCGGGCCAUGCCCAACCAGGGUGAGAUUCUGGUGAUCAGGAAAGGCUGGCUAACGAUCAACAUCAGCAUCAUGAAGGGGGGCUCCAAGGAGUACUGGUUCAUCCUUACAGCAGAGGCCUUGUCCUGGUACAAAGACGAGGAGGAGAAAGAAAAGAAGUACAUGCUGCCUCUGGACAACCUGAAGAUCAGAGAUGUGGAGAAAGGUUUCAUGUCCACAAAGCACAUCUUUGCAAUCUUCAACACUGAGCAGAGGAACGUGUACAAGGACCUACGGCAGAUAGAGCUGGCGUGCGACUCUCAAGAUGAUGUGGACAGCUGGAAGGCGUCAUUCCUCAGGGCCGGAGUUUACCCGGAGAAGGACCAGGUGGAGAAUGAAGAGGCCGCUCCGGCGGACACCUUCUCUAUGGACCCUCAGCUGGAGCGUCAAGUGGAAACCAUCCGCAACCUGGUGGAUUCAUACAUCGGCAUCAUCAACAAGUCCAUCAGAGACCUGGUGCCCAAGACCAUCAUGCACCUGAUGAUCAACAACGCAAAGGACUUCAUCCAUUCGGAGCUGCUGGCCUACCUCUACUCCUCUGGGGACCAGAACAGCCUCAUGGAGGAAUCGGCCGACCAGGCCCAGCGCAGGGACGAAAUGUUGCGCAUGUACCACGCCCUCAAGGAGGCGCUGAACAUCAUCGGUGACAUCAGCACCACCACCAUCGCCACCCCUGUCCCCCCGCCUGUAAAUAGCACCUGGAUCCAAGAUGCCAGCCCAACCCCUCAGCGCAGGCCGCCCCCCGCCGCAGCCGCGGGCCCCAACCGCCCACCCGCAGUCCGCGGCUCGACGCCCGGACCCCCCAUGAACCCAUCUCCGGCCUUCGGCACCCCGCCGCUCAACCCGUCUCCCGCUUUCGGCGCCCCUCCGAUCCCAUCCCGACCAGGGCCGCCCACCAGUGCCUUCAACAACUUCCAGGACCCCUUCAGCGCGCCCCCGCUCAUCCCCUCCCGGCCGGCCCGCAUCCCACCCGGAGUUCCCAGCCGAAGACCCCCUGGGGCUCCCUCUCACCGGCCCACCAUUAUCCGCCCUGCUGAGCCCUCCCUGCUAGACUAGCCCCCCCCGCGCGGUGGCCGACCCCAAUUCUCUUGUUUGUGUGUGUGUGCGCGGGUGUGUGUGUGUGUGUGUGUGUGUGUGUGUGGUGGGGAUAGAAGGUCGCACCUCUGUACUGUGCAAAGUGUACAGAAAAUAAAAAUAGGAUGCAUUAAAAGGCUAGUUGUUAAAUAACUUAUUGCCUCCCUCCCCAACUCUUCAUUUCCCAAAAGCAUGCUAAUCAAGCAUCUUUUUUUAUUAAAGAAAAAGAAAAAAAAAAGGAUAAAUGUAGCUUUAAAAACAAAGAAUGGUGAUAAACCUGAGCACUUGUAAUGGUGAAUCGCUUUCAAUCUUGUUGUGUCCACACACUUCUCCGACAUGUCACGUGACUAAUCUACCGCCAUGCCUUUUAUUUAUAACCCACGUCGUCAUUAUUGGCUUGAAAUCAUCCUCAGUGCUUCAUCCCAUUUAGCCGUGCUGGGAGUUUUGCUGUUUGAUGACUUUCACAAAACAAACAUCACUAUGAAACUAUUCCAGCCUCUUUUUUUUUUUUUUUUUUUUUACGCCUUUGUCAGCA
This is a messenger RNA of Nerophis lumbriciformis (worm pipefish), 3455 nucleotides long. RefSeq names its product dynamin 2a (gene dnm2a). NCBI's taxonomy places the organism in Eukaryota, Metazoa, Chordata, Actinopteri, Syngnathiformes, Syngnathidae. Gene Ontology annotation, biological process: receptor internalization; synaptic vesicle budding from presynaptic endocytic zone membrane. Gene Ontology annotation, molecular function: GTPase activity; GTP binding; microtubule binding. Gene Ontology annotation, cellular component: cytoplasm; microtubule; plasma membrane. The record is from RefSeq and is a predicted model, not a curated record.